Messenger RNA from Lucilia cuprina (Australian sheep blowfly), 1289 nucleotides. It is a transcript of the gene TFAM, whose product is annotated as transcription factor A, mitochondrial. The transcript is spliced from 3 exons. The record is from RefSeq and is a predicted model, not a curated record. NCBI's taxonomy places the organism in Eukaryota, Metazoa, Arthropoda, Insecta, Diptera, Calliphoridae. The coding region runs from base 135 to 1022 and encodes 295 amino acids. Gene Ontology annotation, molecular function: transcription cis-regulatory region binding.
UGUAUUCUUUCACUGAACAUACCACUCUGUAUAAAAUUGUUUUUUUUCUCUUCUGACAUUUACUCAUCUCAGCCGGUUCCGCGUUUUCUUAUUUUUUUAUACAACAUAAAGAACAUUUUAUUACGCUUUAAGAAAUGUUAUUAACCGUUUCGCUUCUAAACAAAGGAUCCUUUUUGGGUUCUUUGAUUAACAAAUGCAGGCAAGUUGUACGAAUUAAACCAGUUAACAAAUUAGAAACUAAUAUAAAACCCAACAUAUCUACUUCUCUAACAUCAACAACUUCCACAUUUCCAACUACAACUGCGUUAACUGGGGACCAACCAUCUGACAGACCUGCUGCUGUGGCCAACCUUAGUUUAAGUAGUCCCUCGCAUGUGGCUAAAACUUUGGAAGAAAAAGCCGGUCUACCUCCUAAACCCAAAAAACCAUUAACACCCUACUUUCGUUUUAUGAAAGAGCAAAGACCUAAAAUACAGGCAGCGAAUCCAAAUCUCUCUAUUGUUGAUAUAGUAAGGAAAGUCUCAAAAGAAUGGGUAACCGCCGACAGCUCAUUAAAGCAGCGCCUGCAAGAGGAAUAUAAAAAAGAACAACAGAAAUAUGUGGAAGCACGUACAAAAUACGAUGCCAAAAUCACCGAUGAACAGCGUUCACAAUUGAAAGAACUGAAACAGGAACUAAUUGAUGCUAAAGAAAGACGUAUGAUGCGUAAACGUAUUAAGGAAUUGGGACGCCCCAAAAAACCGGCCUCGGCCUUUUUACGUUUCAUAGCCAAGGAACGUAUGCUAACGCCUCAAACAACAAAUCAAACUUUCCGGGAGUGGCAUCAAAAGGCCACCGCCAAAUGGGGUACUCUAACAGAUGAACAGAAACAUGUUUACAUUAUGGAAUCCCGUAAAGAAUUGGAAAAGUACAAAGUUGAAAUUUCGUUAUGGGAAGAAAAGAUGAUACGUUUAGGCCACAUUGAUGUCAUACGCCAUGGUAAUCUAAUUGACCCCCCAGAGCCCAAGCCAAAGAAACAUUAACUUGUUCCAGUAUAAAAGAAGAUUCUUAAUAAUUCUUCCAUACAUACACAUAUUUCAUUUUCGUUUAUCACUACAAUUUCAUAGAAUAAGUUGAGUUUCAAGAUUUUUUUCUUUUGGUUCUACAUACGAAAUAUAUUUUUGUUGUUAAGUUUUAUGCCACAACUUUGAGUGUAAUAAAAGUUUUGGUAAUUGUAUUCAUUUUCUUUAGCUUUAGAAGAAGUUCAUGUCGAUGGGUAAAGAAAACACAUUAAAAAUCUACUUAAAUUA